Messenger RNA from Pedinophyceae sp. YPF-701, 609 nucleotides. The record is from the annotation of a GenBank genome assembly. Lineage: Eukaryota; Viridiplantae; Chlorophyta; Pedinophyceae.
AUGUCUUCGUUCAAGGUCUACACGCGCACCGGCGACGGGGGGGAGGCGAGUUUGUACAACGGGGAGCGACGGUGCAAAGGCGAUGCCGUGUUCGCGGCGCUGGGGGACGUGGACGAGCUGAACAGCGCGUGCGGAGUCGCCCGCGAGCUGUGCGUGGAGGACGGCGGCGCGGAGGGCGAGAACGUGGCCGAGCAACUCAAGAGCAUACAGUCGAGGCUGCUCGACGUGGGGUCCGUCGUUGCCACACCACGCGACAGAUCGUCGCAGCGGAAACUCCAGCGCGUGACGUUCGCGGCGGGCCACGCCGCGGAGCUGGAGUCGUGGAUCGACGCGAUGGACCUCUCGCUGCCGCAGCUCAAGAACUUCAUCCUUCCGUCGGGCGGCAAGCCGGCGGCGUUCCUGCACAUGGCGCGCGCCAUCUGCCGGAGAGCGGAGCGCUCCGUGGUCGAGGUGGACCGCGCGGGCGCGGACGGCGCAGAGGGCGGCAACGUCGGGCCGGAGGUCCUCGCGUAUUUGAAUCGCCUCAGCGACUAUUUGUUCACCGCGGGGCGUUACAUGGCUGCGCGCAUGGGCCGCGUGGAGACGAUCUACCAGAAGGCCAUGUCGUGA